AUGGCUAAUGGGAUUGCUAAAUCAUUUAACUCUUGGAUUGCAAUUGAGCGUUUGAUGCCGGUCUAUUGUAUGCUGGACCAGACAAGAAUAAAACAAAUGGAGCAGAUGGGGGAGAGGAGGGAAGAGGCACAACGUUGGACCACAAAACUAACUCCCAAAAUGGAGGAAAGGUUGAAGGUGCAGAUGGAGAAAUCUCGUCAUUUCAGUGUCCAUUAUUCUAGCCCUGGAGUUUACGAGAUCAAUUGUUUUCCUUGUCCUCACGGCCUUGCUGCAAUACAAGCUGCCUCUGAAAAUGUCUAUGAUUAUAUUGAUAAGUACUUUCGUGUUGAUAUGUUCAAGAAGAGCUACAGUUUUCCUAUCUGGCCGAUAACCAAUGUUGAUAUGUCUUCUUUUGAUUCUGCUACUGAAUGUAUAUUACCUCCCCUUGCGAAGAGGCCACCCGGGAGGCCUAGAGUGAAGCGGUUCAAGUCAGUUGGAGAGGUUGAAAAGAAACUUAUUCGUUGUGGCCGUUGUGGCAAAAUGGGCACUCAUAACAAGUUGAGCUGCACUGAACCUCUCGUUCAGCAAUAG
Molecule: messenger RNA, 570 nt
Organism: Rosa chinensis
Lineage: Eukaryota; Viridiplantae; Streptophyta; Magnoliopsida; Rosales; Rosaceae
Exons: 2
Coding region: 1-570 (189 amino acids)
Source: RefSeq, a predicted model, not a curated record